AAUUUCCUGAUUUACAAAUAUUAACUUUUUCGUUUGCCGUCAUUCACAAAUAUUAAAAUUAUUAAGGCAAUUAGAAGUAGCAUUAAAUUGUGCACAUAAUAUGAAUUCCACAUGUAUUUCUGAUACAACCUACUUUGAUUCUUCCGAAUUUUUAUCGAGUUCCUUACAUAUUACGUCAGCCAUUUCAACGCCUAUUCACUUGAUCGCUAUUUAUAUAAUUCUUACAAAAACACCAGAUUUUAUGAAAUCAAUAAAAUGGUAUUUGAUGAACUUGCAUUUAUGGAUAAUUUUAUUUGAUUACUCUCUUGGAAUUCUCACUAUUCCAGUGCUCCUGCUACCGUACCUUGCAGGAUUUCCGGUCGGGUUACUCGCUAAUUCUGAUGUUCCAAUAAUAUUACAAGUUGUGUGGGUCUUCACCUUUCUUGCUUACGUUCACGUGUCAAUAACAGCUUUGUUUGAAAAUAGAUUCUACCUAAUUUGUGACUUUAGUGGGAAAAACUAUUGGACUGGGCUGCGAUGGCUAUGGUUAAUCACACAUUACAUUGCAAUUGGUUUAAUUUUCAGCUCUUUUGCACUUUUGGUUCCAGAUCAAAACGGUGCUUUAGAAUCUAUAUUUAAGAAGCUCCCAUGUCUUCCCAGUAAUUUCUACAAAGUAUCAAUGUUUGUCUUAGCUGAAGAUUAUACUUAUCAUUUUUGGGCAUGCUUUUUCAUAUUUUCUACGACCAGUACAGAGGUGUUCACAUUUGUUUGUUUUAUUUGUAUGACUUUUUCGCAACAAAACAGAAGAAUAACAACAUCCUCAAGAACUUUAAACCUUAAGAAAGCUAUUUUCAUUGCGUUAAUUAUCCAAAUGAGUGUAAAUGCAUUUCUUCACUUGAUCCCACUUUUAUAUGCAUUCAUCUCAACGGUUUAUACGUAUUAUAAUCAAAAAAUGAUGAACUGGUGCACGAUAAUCAUAUCAAUGCACGGAUUUGUGAGCACUCUUGUGAUGCUCCUUGUACAUAAACCAUAUCGAGAUACGCUUUUGGGAUUGAUGAAACGACGAAGUUCGCGAAGUCAGUCAACUGUUCAAAAUAUAUUCUCCAUGAAAGUAACAGAAAUGAAAGUGUGUUAUCUUUGAUUGAUGCUGCCUUGAACAUUUACUAAUAAACUUUUUUUAU
Caenorhabditis elegans is the source of this 1160-nucleotide messenger RNA. It is a transcript of the gene srh-187, whose product is annotated as Serpentine Receptor, class T. Lineage: Eukaryota; Metazoa; Nematoda; Chromadorea; Rhabditida; Rhabditidae. The record is from RefSeq and is marked reviewed. The transcript is spliced from 3 exons. The coding region runs from base 101 to 1120 and encodes 339 amino acids.